AUGGGUGUAUUUACUCAGGUUUAUGAUACCCCUGCUGCUGUGCCUCCUGAUAGGCUUUUCAAAGCCAUGACGUUAGAUUUCCAUAACCUCUUCCCAAAGCUUGUGGAUAGCUUCCACAAUAUUGAAUUCACCCAAGGAAAUGGUGGUCCUGGCACCAUCAAGAAGAUCACCACCAGUGAAGGUGAGGAAACGAAGUAUGUGCUGCACAGAGUUGAUGCAAUUGAUGUGGCAACCUUUGUAUACGACUUCAGCAUAAUUGAGGGCAGUGCCUUGCCAGACACAUUGAAGAAGAUCUCAUUCCAGAGCCAAUUGGUAGAAGGCCCGAAUGGAGGAACAAUUAGGAAGGUGCGUGUCCAAUAUUUCACAGAAGGUGAAGCUACGCUUAGUCAGGAGGACCUCAACGCUAACCAAGCCAAGAUCCAAGGGCUUGUCAAGCUUGUUGAAGGCUACCUUUUAGCAAAUCCUGAUUACUGA
Molecule: messenger RNA, 474 nt
Organism: Sphenostylis stenocarpa
Lineage: Eukaryota; Viridiplantae; Streptophyta; Magnoliopsida; Fabales; Fabaceae
Source: the annotation of a GenBank genome assembly